CUUUGCAGAAUAUGCCUAGCAUUCCCACAUGUGUACUUGACUCCAUUGGUAGAGAUGGUGAUUGAAGCACCUUUUGUUAUCAUUGGGGGAGGAAUCUCUGGUGUCACCUGUGCUCAACAGCUCCAGGCAGUCUGUCCUGACAAACCUGUUUUGGUGAUUAGUCGAAGUCCACUUGUGAAACGAAUUGGCAACAUCAGUUGUCAUACCCAAAUUUUGGAGCAUUUUGAGGUGAGUGAAAGCCAAGGUGAAACCUGGGCUGAGGAAUUCCCCAAUCUCAAAGUUCUCAUUGGAAAUGUGGACCUCAUCAAUGCAGAUGACCAUAUGGCACAUUUAUCAAGUGGACAGCUUGUGAAGUACAAGAAGUUGUGCAUCUGUAGUGGAGGCACACCAAAACUCAUUGCUGAGAAUCAUCCUCAUGUCCUUGGGAUUCGAGACACAGAAUCAGUGCAACUCUUUCAGAAUCGUCUCAAGGAUGCAUCCCGCAUCAUCCUGGUUGGAAAUGGAGGCAUUGCCACUGAACUUGUUUAUGAGCUGGAAGGGAUACAGGUAAUAUGGGUGCUGAAAGACAAGAGCAUGACAGCAACAUUUGUUGACCCAGGAGCAGGCCAGUUCUUCCUUCAUCAAGUCAAUGCUCCUAAGAAGAAAGAAACCAUCUCCAAACGGCAGCAGUUCAAUCUAUCAGGUUUCCAGACACUCACCCCCCUCUCUGCUCUCCUUUCUCCUAGAAAGGAAUCCAAGGAGACAUGGCCAUUGUAUGUGGAGCUGACCAAUGGGAAGAUCUAUGGCUGUGACUUUCUGGUUUCAGCAACAGGGGUCAUUCCAUCAUUCCCAAAAGUCUUGUCAAAGGUCACAGAGCUGAAGGUGAGCCCAGAGGAUGUAGGGAUCAUGGUUGAUAAGGAGAUGAGAACCUCCGUUGCUGACGUCUUUGCUGCUGGGGAUGUCUGCACCCCUGCUUGGCAACGCUCUCCCCUCUGGUUCCAGAUGCGUCUUUGGACUCAAGCGAGGCAGAUGGGCCAUCAUGCGGCCAAUUGCAUGGUGGCAUCUUUUAAGAAUGAGCAGGGACACACCUGGAGUGAUUUUGCCUUUGAAGUCUUUGCCCACAUGACCCAGUUCUUUGGCUUCAAGGUUGUCCUCCUUGGCCUCUUCAAUGGCCAGGGACUUGGCACCGACUAUGAGGUCCUCCUCCGUGUCACCAAAGGAGAGGAAUAUGUGAAGGCAAUCCUGAAAGAUGGGAAGCUGAAGGGAGCCAUCCUCAUAGGAGAUACAAAUCUCGAGGAGACAUUUGAAAACCUUCUUCUCAAUCAGAUGGACCUAUCUCCCUUCAAAGAUGAUCUCCUUAACCCCAACAUCGACAUUGAGGAUUUCUUUGACUGAUCACUGUGACUCAAACUGUGUGUGAACUCAAGUUGACUGUUGCUCUCUACACAAGUACUGGAGCAAAGAGAGAGCACUUUGAGAGCAAAGCGGCUUACAAUGAAGAAUCCUUUCAAAGAUGAGAUAUGCAAUGGAUGGAUUUAAAAAAUAAUAAAGUAGUGAAUUUAUCACAAAUGACCAAGA
Molecule: messenger RNA, 1557 nt
Organism: Darwinula stevensoni
Lineage: Eukaryota; Metazoa; Arthropoda; Ostracoda; Podocopida; Darwinulidae
Source: the annotation of a GenBank genome assembly